AUGGUAUGUUAUGCGAUUAACUGCACUCGUGCUAAAUUUACCAUCAUGCUCAUGACUGUCGUGUUCUGGAGAACGUCACCUGUGGGAAUGCUUGCUCUUGUCAUCAUGUGUGGUGGAGAUGGUGUGGCGGACAUUGUCGGGCGGCGGUGUGGUUCCUGGAAGCUUCCAUGGAACGAGCAGAAGAGCUGGGCAGGCAGUGCUGCCAUGCUGCUUUGCGGAUUCUUCCUCUCCCUAGUCUAUUUAUGGUUCUUCUGUUUCCUCGGCUACUUCUCCUGCCCCAUCCCCUCCCACCCUCUCCUCCGGGUCUUCCUAAUAAGCCUCGGAGCUACAGUAGUAGAAUCUCUGCCGAUUAACGGAUACAUCGAUGACAACAUCUCUGUUCCAGUCACUGCUGUGCUUUUAAGCAAGCUGCUACUAGCGAGUGCAUAG
Messenger RNA from Closterium sp. Yama58-4, 429 nucleotides. The record is from the annotation of a GenBank genome assembly. Lineage: Eukaryota; Viridiplantae; Streptophyta; Zygnematophyceae; Desmidiales; Closteriaceae.